AUGUCAUUUAUCAGUGAAGACUUAAAAUGGCUUCUGAGCCUUCCACAUAACAAAUUUUGGUGUCAGGUUAAAUUUCAUUACUGUUGAUUAUGCUUGAAAUUGAUAUUAUGUGUCUGCAACUUAAUGUAUGGUAAAAACUGAUGCUUCUUUAUUCUCUUUUAGGUAAUAUUUGAUGAAUCAUUACAACAAUGCUUGGAUUCAUACCUCAAAUGUGCACCAAGGUGAAGAUUUCAAAAUAAAUUAUUAUCUGUGGUGAUUUCUGUUACCAUCCAGUUGCAGACAGAAGACCACAGAGCAACACUUUUAUUUGUUUUAAUUUGCACUGUGUACAUAUACAACAAAACUCUUUCCACUAUUUUUGUAACAAAUAUUCCUAAGCUGAUAUAAUAACAGCAUUGAUUGAGAAUGAUAUGAUGAGGCAUCUUCAUUUGUCUCUUGGUAACAAGCUGAAAUAUGACCUUAAAUGAUACCAAUAUUUGUCGAAGUUGGUUUUUUUCUGGGAUUGUACUUGUUAGACUAAAGAAUUAUCAUCCCAAAGUGAAGGGCUGGAGUUUGGUUGUUUGACAUUUCAGCAGUUCGAAGAAACAGGGAUUAAAUAUUAAUUAGGUGUGAUCUUAGGUCCUGCUCUAAGGUUGUAGCAAGAGGGAGCAUUGUUGUGGCUUUAUUAUUAUUAUUUAGCAAUAAUGAAUUUGUUUUUGUUUCUUUCUGCUGCCAGAAAUUUUGAUGCACUAUCAGUCUUGCCAUCAGAGGCAGCCUCUCUUCAUGAAGGUAUUCACAAAAGGGUGUUCAUGACAUACCUGAGGAUGUCAACUCACAAAGAAUCCAAGGUAUAUUUAAAUAGGAUAUUAAUCAUUAAUUUAGAUUAUGUUGCAACACUUUAUACUGAGGGUUUUAGGCCUUACCUGGGUUUAACGAUGAAACAGACAAAAAAAACCUUUUGUUUAUGCUUAAUCAGCAAUGCUUGUCACCAUAUGUCGUCAAUAACAACAGUUUCCUUGGUAUGCAUAAAUAUUAACUUCUUUCUGAUGGAGCACAAGGGCUGUACUGGGGAAUAUUGGCCAAAGGUCUGGGCAGUAUGGACCAAGUGCAGUAAGGUCUGUACAAAAAGCACUAAGGGCUGAUAUUAUUCUAUAAGGCUUGAACAAGGGAGGGCAGUAAGUAGUUAACUGUAUGGCACUCGAAUCAAACUUGUUUAUUUUGAAUUUGCUGGCUAUCACAAAUAAAAAUACAUGGCUAAUGACUGUUUCCAUGGAAACAGUCUGUAAGGAAAAAUCCCAGCCAAGUAAGAACCAAUCAGAGUGCCUGGAUUUACCUUAGGAAUACCUUGCUAUUGAAUAAUGCAUGUUAGAAACUCUGCAAGGGCAUAAAAGGGGGAGUCUUUGAUAUGUCCUUUACCCAAUCCAGAUGUAAAUAUUUGUCUAUAUCUGCUUAAAUCAAAAGAGUUUGAACUGCCUCACUAUAUGCUGAUUUUUCACCUGUUUUGUUUCCUGGCAGGAGAACUUCUUCACCCAGAGCACAUUUGGAGAUAUUCUAUAUGAAAAUUUUUUAUUUGAUAUUCCCAAAAUGAUGGACAUAUGUGUUCUUUAUGGAGGAGAGAGCAGUGCUAACACUCCACUUCUCAGAAAAAUGCUGGAAAAUAUUUUCUCUAAACAACCAAAGUAAGAUGCAUUUGAAGUUUUGCAUAAGUUUGAAUUGCUAUGAAUUAUUAGUAUUACUCUUUCUGAUAUUAGCGUAUUGGAAUGAUGCACUUAAGGGCCCGUUCUCAUAGGUCUUUGGAAAAUCAGUGGUUCCUUAAGCAUAUUUUAAAAUAAUAAUUUAUAGAAUAAAGGAGCAGGUUCUGGUUCCAUUCUUUGGAUGAUAGUUUUAUAAUAUUAUGUUUGAAACUUUGGAAACCCCCAUCUUGAAGGAAAACAGUACAGUUUUCUGGGCCCAUUAAGUUGCUGGGACCAUAGAGAAAUGCACACUAGGGCUGUAUGAUUUUCUUUUUGACUUGUUCCCCAAUUGAUACAAGUUGCACACAUAGGCACAAAUCAAUUCAUUAGCAGUGCACUUUCCUUUUACUUUCCAAUAUUACAUUAUUUUAUAACAGCAUACUUCCUAUUCUUUUAAAGGUAUUAUGGUGAUCUCAAUGGAACAAUCCCAACCAUUUUUGAGACAUUAGAUGAUAUCUUGUCAAGGUGUGGAAUCAAGCCAAAAACAGAGGACCCUUCAAAUCUUCCUCAAAAACUAAUGGACUCAAAGACUGAACAAACUUCCUCCAUGACUGUUCUGCAACUGGAGGAUAUUAUUCUUUACUUAAAUGAUACUCUAAAGACUCUGAUGGCAUUUGUGGAGACUUGUCCUUUAGUCUGUGAAUCAUUUCAAAGACAAGAAUUUGUACAAAGAAUAGCCAUCUUCUAUGAACUGUUCACCCCAUAUUUUAGACAACAACUCUCUGGUGCUGAAUUACAGAUGUUAAAGGAUAAAUGGAAAUGUUUUAAAGUGGCACUCAUCAGACUUUGCCGUGUGGUUCUUCACGCCUGUUGCAUUGAGCCUUUACUAGAAAGGUAAGGGUUGUUUUAGAAUGUAGCUAAUGUAUACAGGGGUUGUUCUUUGUAGAAUAUAGUGUGUGGAAAAGGUAUCAAUUUUUUGGCAAUUUUCAGGAUAACUGAGGCAAGGAUAAGGUCAGAGCAAAGAGAAUACAAAGGGCAAUUCACAUAUAGGAGGAGGGCAAAAAGAAAAUUCUUUGCCAUCUCCUCAUGCUUGCUUUUUACUCACUUGAAUUGGCCAAAACAAAUGAUGCCUCUUCUCUCAACUGUGAUCUACAUUGCAAGCUCUGAAUUUUUUUUUUUUUUUUCAUACAGGGAAUCUAGCAGAAAUGAUGAUCAAGUUCAAACUUGUGUUGAAGAUUAUUUGCAAGUGUUGACGUCUAUUCUUUCUGAGAAAAGGUAUUUAUCUGUAAUCAAUUACUACAUUGUAUACUAACAAGAUAAUUUGUUUUAUCAACUAAGUUGAUCAUGUAAAUUGGCUCCGUAAAGAGCUUCUAAAGCUGACGUUUGGAGCGUUAGCCUUACGUCUCACCUCUCAGACCCUUCAUGUUUCUACUUGUUUAUUUAUGGAAAUUUAAAAACGCGUUUCUCUGUUUAUAAUCAGAUUUCUGAGCAGUUAUGAUUCAAGAUUCAGUAUAAGAGAAGACUUGAACAGAAUCCAGCAGUUGACAGCCGGUGUCGAUGAAACACGGAUAGAUUACAUUUUAGAUGCUGUGGAAAGUGCACGAAAGGCGUUCCCUCGUCAUUUCUCGAAGAGAAAGAACACUGAUGAAAAUGGUUCAACUAUCGGUCCAAGCACAAGCGUUGUUGAUACCCCUGUGAAUGGUCGCGCAAACGAAUGGACAGAAGAACAUGUUGCAAAUGUCAAUGGAUUCGUCGAGGACAAGGUAUUUCCGAAAACACAGUGUGAAGAAAAUGAUAUAGCUUUAGCUUAAACUUUUCUUCUUGUGGUAGAAAAAAAACUAAGGCACCUUUUUUUAAAUUUACUAAUGAAUGGGGAGCGAGAGGAUGUUAUGGGGGUAAGAAGCUGUAAGUUCUUAAAGGGGGUGUCUUACUGAUUCCAGGGGCUUGUAGACAGGAUAAAGGAGUGACAUAUUAAAAGUCUUGGAGAGCCUUUAUUUAAUUUACAGUUUAUAAUUAUCUCCUAAGCUGUCACCCAACUUUAGUUAAUUGAGCGUUUUUCGACUGGGUGUUGUGAAACCAAAACCAAAGUAAUCACAACGGCCAAUCAGAAGAAAGGAAAAUAUCUUAAGAGCCAAUGAGAACUCAAAGUUAAAACAACCAAACUGCCUAAAGCGCGGGAAAACGCGGGCGACCAAGCUGGAUUUGUUUUAGUUUUGCAUCUGAUUGGUUGAGGAAGUGUGGCCAGUUUUCUGGACCAAUCAUAUAACGAAGUAAAGCAAUCCCACAUUUCUUUCGACAUUCGGUUGAAAAUUGCUCUAUUGUACAUAAUAUGCCUUUCUUUUAUUGUAUAGCCUGUAGAAAACGUAAAACUAAGGGACUUUUUUUUUUUUUAGAAUGAAGGAGCAACAUCUAAGACAGUUAGUGAUGUGGAGUUGUUCUCCAUGGUAACUCACGUUCAAGAUCUUCUUCCAGGACUUGGUGACGGGUUUGUAAUCAUGUGUUUAGAAGAAUUGAACUUUGAUGUGGAACAAGUUAUUAACGUAUUACUUGAGGAUAACUUGCCUCCUUCCCUUCAAGACGCCGAUAGGAGUUUGUCAAAAGAAGCGCUGAUGAGAAAUAAGAAAAAACCCUCGACAACGAUCUUGAGGGAGAGACACUCUGUUUAUGACAAGGAUGAAUUUGACGUUUUCUCAGGCAGCAAGGUCGAUGUUACAAAAGUUCACAAAGGGAAAAGGCGAGAUAGAACGAACCUACAGACAUUGUUAUCGGAUAAAAGUGAUAUAACAGAGUCAGUGAAAGAGAGAUACUCAUCUUAUGACGUGUUUAAUGAACACAGAAGGAUGGUUAACUUGUACGAUGAUGAGUAUGACGAUACGUAUGAUUCACAAAAUGUGGGCGCCCAAGAUGCCGACUCGGCAGAUGAGCUUACAGUACGAAGGUUUGUUAAAAAAAAUUAGCACUGGCAGUUAGGUUGAAGAUGAGGUAACAAGGAAGGCUAGAAGAAAAAGAGCGGGGAGGGUGCCCAAUCCGCCGGCAGCUUAAUUCGAAGCCAAGAUAAUUUGGUUUUAUUAACUAAGUUGUUAAUGUAAAUUGGCCAUCGUAAAGAGUUUCUUAAGUUGACGUUUCUAGCGUUAGCUCCUCGUGAGGGCCAGUUCCUCCUCGACCCUUCCAAAUGAAGCCAGUUCACAGGCUAGUCAGAAGUAUUUCCCUUCCUAACCAUCGCAAAGAAGAUGCGCGUAUGCCCGAAACUCGUUUCUUUUCGUUCAUACUUAUAUUGUGGAUCACUGUUUUUUUGAUGUUAGUGUAAUUUCAAUCUUCUAGAUGAUACAUCAUUCUUAGAUUUCCCACACUGUCGUGGAAGGUUUUAAACAAAAUCAUGGGGGCAGAAGUAACCCCAUGCAGCCCUGUGGAAAAGGCGUAUUUAAAAAAAUAUGUAUCGUAAGCUCUUCAUCAUCAGGUCAAAUACUUAAAAAGCGCGGCGGUGCUCUUUAUAACCAAUAUGAACAGUAUUCAGUUAACUCUUCUCGCUCUAACAUUAAUAUGUAUAUUCUCCACACUUAUCCCUCUACAUUUCCUGUUGUAAUGACAAGGAUAAGUCUUUUGACAGUUAGGAGCUUCUUAAAUCGGUGAUCAUUUCCAUUAUUCUUGGGAGCUUUACAUUGAUUCAAGGAUGAUUCUGUUAAGAGAAUAAGAAGCCAGUCGCUCUUAUCCUCACUGUGGGUAAACAGGUUGGUCAGAAUAAAAUGGCGACUUGAUUCUUUCUCCGACUAAAUAAUUGGAAGUACUCUGGUGCGAGCAACAUACCACUUGACAUACUCAUCUCUCAUUUCUUGCCAGGCCGUUCACUAUUCCGCGUGUUCUUGGCGGAUCUCCUGUACCGUCUGAUGAAGAAGAAGACAGCGAAGAAGAGGGCCCAUCCGAGGAAGGAAAAGCGAAAGAAGGUGAACAAGAAAUAGACAAAGCGCUCGUGAAUCGACGCAACCGCGGCCCACGUGGACCAAAGAAAGGUGAAAAGGAUGGAGACGGAGCGAAAGAGGGACAAAAGGGUGGGCCCAAAGGGCGUGGCAGGGGUGUAAGUGAUGCAGAGAAGAGGAACAGAGCGCACAGUGAACGGAAUAAAGGAUUGAGAGCCAAUCACAACCGCAGGGUUGGCGCGGAAAGAAAGAGAGCGAAAGGAAUGGGAAUGCUGUCACAUCAGUGA
Messenger RNA from Pocillopora meandrina, 5853 nucleotides. The record is from the annotation of a GenBank genome assembly. NCBI's taxonomy places the organism in Eukaryota, Metazoa, Cnidaria, Anthozoa, Scleractinia, Pocilloporidae.